Messenger RNA from Monodelphis domestica (gray short-tailed opossum), 16257 nucleotides. RefSeq names its product nitric oxide synthase 1 (gene NOS1). Gene Ontology annotation, biological process: nitric oxide biosynthetic process. NCBI's taxonomy places the organism in Eukaryota, Metazoa, Chordata, Mammalia, Didelphimorphia, Didelphidae. Gene Ontology annotation, molecular function: flavin adenine dinucleotide binding; NADP binding; calmodulin binding. The record is from RefSeq and is a predicted model, not a curated record.
AUAGGUCUCAGCAAGGGACAUGGUGAUGGGCAGAGGGACAUGGUAUGUGCCUGGCGGAAGGAGAGCCAUAUCUCUUGGGGAUGGAGGUGGCUAACAUUUACCUCAUACUUCUUUCUUAAGUACUAGACAGAGAAAAAUGUGGGAGAAUAUGAGAGACCUGAUACAGAAAAAAAUCAAUGUUUAGAGCUCCCCAUAAAUGGAAUGGCAUGUCAAUCAGUGAAUAGGCAUUUAUUCAGCAUCUGUUAUGUGCCCGGCAUUGUGCUAAGAGCUGGGGAAAAAAAUAAAAAGACAGUCCCUGCCCUCAAGGAACUCAGAGUGGUGCUGUAUGCCCAGGUCCUCAAACAGAAUACUACAUCUGUUAAUCAUUCCACCUUUUGUCUUCCACACCUGGAAUGCUCUGCCCCCUCACUUCUGCCUCUUAAUUUGCCUGGCUCCCUUUGAGACUCAGCUCAAGUCCCAUCUUCUGCCUUUCCCAGAUCCCUCUCAGACCUAGGACCUUCCCUCUAAGAAUACCUCCAGGCCAGCCAGGUAGGGCAAGAUCCAACCCCUAAGGAGUGAUUCUACUACCUAAGCGCAGCAGAUCCCCUUCCCAAGUGUCCCAUAUGCUAGUGCAUUCAGUUGAGACAAACUCUUCCAAAGUUAGGAUCUUUUCUGGUUAUCCUGGCUAUCUCCCAAGUCCCAUUCAGUUGAACUAAAUUCCAAGGCCACUUUAGAAUUGAGAAUUAAAGGUCUGGACCAUAUCAUUUCCAGGAGACACAGAAAGAGUACUCUUCUUCAAAGCCUACUCUCUUGGCAGCCACUAAGGAAGAGCACAAUUCAGCCUACAAAAGAUCAGCUCUCAUAUAACACUCCUUCCUUGCAUUCCCCAUCCACCCCACAACCUGUCCCAGUGACUUUCGAAGGAGAGAAUGAAUCCAAAAAUGAAACCUCUAUCUUUCUAUAUAUGGAAAACUUAGCCCUUCCAAAUCCACAGCCAUGAUGCUUUUUGGCACCCAGUGCCCUACAUCAAGCAGUGUAACUAUUAUCCUUCCCUCCUCUCCCCUCCCCCCCCUUGGCAACCAUGACCUUCCUUGAAGCAUCCAGGGAGGACAUCUUACUAUAUGUGCUCAGAAUUCUUUGUUUGCUGAGUUCUCAUUCACCAGAGACAUUCAGGAGGAAUUGUCAGUGAUUUUUUAAAAUUUUAUUUAAUUUUUCAAUUUAUUUUCUCUUCCUAUCUAUUCCCACCCCCAUUUAGAAGAAGAAGAAAAAACAAGAAAAAUCCUUGUAAUAAGUAUGCUAAGCUCAAAGUGGGGGAGGGGUUGUGUAUAGGGAGUUAAAGGAAAGGGAAGGAAAGAAUGAUGGGAGUCUAGGGGAGAGGAAGAGAAAGACAGGAAAGAGGAAGCUGAUUUCAUAAAGCAAAGAGCACAAAUGAUAGCACACUUUUCUCAUUGCCCUCUUCUUCAUAAAGAGGGGACAGAGAGCAACGAGAUGGAAAAAUACAGGAGAAUUGUUUGGAAAACAACACAUAAUUAAUUAUCAUAACUAUGAAUGUGAAUGGGAUUAACUCACCCCUAAAGUGAAAGAGGAUAACAAACUGGUUGAUGAUGUUUUAGAAGGAAUUCUUGGUCAAGAACAGUUUGGGCUAGAUGGCUCUGAAAUUCCUUCAUUUCUGAGAUACAAUAUAGUUGAAUGGAAAGAAUAUUUGACUCUAACGUAAGAGCCCAAGUUCAAAUACUACCUUGGACAUAUAUUAUCUAUAUGGCCUUGUAACCCUUCAUAGUCUCAAUUUCCUCAUCUGAAAAAGGAAUUGGGCUAGAUCAGAGGUUCUUAAUGUUUUUUUGUGGUGUGGAUCUCUUGGGCAAUCUGAAGACCCUUCAUCAAAAUCAUGUUUUUAGAUGUAUACAAUAAAAUUACAAAAGAAACCAAAUAAUAUCAAUAUGUAGUUAUCAAAAUUAAAAUAUAAAACUAGUUGAAAACCUUUGAGAUCUAUCUAGGGAACCAUGAUAAGAACGAGAUAAUCUCUCUUUUUAUUUUACAUUUAUGAUCCUGUGAGUCACUGCAUCCUAUCUUUUGAUUUAUCCCCAUGUGAUAUAGUGUCUUUUCCAUUAUCCUACCUUAACCUCCUCUGGUGCACUGUUCUUUGACUGUAAUCAGCAGAUUGCCAUUUGAAGGGAGAUUGGGUUUAGUUUGUGAGUAACUUCCAUGAAGUUUUUCAAGGUGAGUGGCAUCAAAAGAGCACAAUAUUUGGUCAUAACAUCUUGUUGUGAUAUAAAGAGCUCUGAUUUGUCAUGAGGAUAUAAAUUUGAAUCCUAUCUCUUUGUCUUGGCAUCAGUCACUCUCUUUCUCUAUAGCCAGAUGGUGCAAUGGAUAGAAUACCAAGCCUCAAGAAGAUGUGAGUUCAAAUAUGGACUUAAACAUUUACUAUCUAUGUGAGUCCCAGGCCAAAUCACUUUUUCUCUAUCUUCAUUACCUUAUCUGUAAAAUUGGGGUAAUAACAGUAUCUACCUCCCAGGGUUGUUAUAGAGAUCAAAUGAAAUAAUAUUUGUGAUGAAAUGAGAUCUUAGUACAUUGCCUGGCACUUAGUGGGAACUUAAUAAAUGCUUGUUUCUUUCUCUAUUCUCUCUUCUGUAAAAAUGGGGUAGGGAGUUAUGAGGGGUAAAUUGGACUAAGUGGCCUUGAUAGUCCUUCUAGCUCUAGAUUCUGGGGUAUCCUAUUUUCUCUGGCUGUUUAUUCAAGCACCUACAUCAUCUGGUAACAUGAAUCAUUGUGCUUUGUAGGUAAACUGAGUCUGAGAGAGUGAGAUUUUCAUCAUCCAAAGACUGGUGAUUGAGGGAAGGAUUUCUCCUUGGGUCCCAACCAUUUAGAGCAGACUGGUGGAUCAUGGGGAUUCAUCCAACAAUUUCCCCUGGACAGGUCCUUGUUACUUCUAGCUAUUGUAAGUCACAGGUUUAGAUCUGGAAGGGGACCCAGAAGCCAUCCAAUACAACCCCUUCAUUUUACAGAGGAAGAAACUGAGGUAGACAGCAGUAAAGAGACUUACUUAAUUCACACAGCUAAUAUGUAGCAAACUUGGGAUUUGAAUGAAGUUCAUCUGACUCCAGACCCAGUCUUUUUUCCACUAAUCUGUGCUGCUUCCCUGAAUUUGGGAAGAGUAGUAAGGUAGAUUAACUGUAAUGUGGCCAAGCCAUCAGAGAGGAGUCACUGAUGGGAAGCAUGCUGUCUGGCUGGCCCUGUUUCCCAGAGAUAGGUCACCCUGAACCAACCCAGAGUAUGAUGGGGGUGGCUGAACAGUAGUCCUAGAAUCAUUCAAAGGAAAAGACAUUAUGGUGGAGCUUAUAGCAGAGCUCUUCCGUGUCUUAGUCUACUCUUCUCUCUCUCUCUCUCUCUCUCUCUCUCUCUCGCUCUCUCUCUCUCUCUCUCUCUCUCUCUCUCUCUCUCUCUCUCUCUCUCUCUCUCUCUCCCUCCCUCCCUCCCCCCUCUCUCUCCCUUCUCUCUCUCUCCUCUCUUCUCUCUUUCUCUAUAUCCCUCUAUCUCUUUCUCUCUCUUCCCUCUCCCUCUCUCCUUCUCUCUCUCCCCUCUCCCUUUCUCUUACUCUCUCUUCCCUCUUCCUUUCUCUGUCUCCUCUCUUUCUCUCUCUUCCCUCUUUCUCUCUCUCCCCCUUCUCUCUCUUCCUCUCUCUUUCCCUCUCUUUCUCUCUAAGUCUGUCUCUCUUUCUUGUCUCCUUCUUUGUUCUUUUAUUUCCCUUUCCUUUGAAAUAGACAGCACAAUAUGAUGAAGCUUAGUGGUGGAUUUGACCUCAGGAGGUUUGAAUUUGAUAUAAAUGUCUUCUAGCUCCUAACUAGUGUGGCUACAGGCUGCAUAUUAACUUCUCUGAGACUGUUUUCCCAUCUGUGAAAUGGAGUCCUCACAUUAUCUAAAUAGCUCACAAAAUUGGUGUGUGGAAACUGAUUUUUUAAAGUAUUAAAUGCCAUAGCUAUAUAGAUAGAUAAAUAGACGCAUGAAUAAAUGGAUAGAUAGAUAUAGAUGAAUAUGAAGAUAAAAAGAAAUUAAUAGAUGAAUAGUUACACAGAGAUAAAUAGAUGCAUAGAUAGAUAGAUAGAUAGAUAGAUAGAUAGAUAGAUAGAUAGAUAGAUAGAUAGAUAGAUGAUAGACAGACAGAUGGAUAGAUAAAUAGAUAUGCUUAGAGCAUAAAUUUAAAGCUAGAAGGAACCUCAGAGGUCAUCUACUCCAACCCCCUGUCAUUUUACAGAUAAAGAUACUGAGGCCCAGAGAGUUUAUAUGAUUUAACAAGGAUUCCAAUGCCAGCAAAUAUCCUAGAGCCAUAACUAGGGCAAAGAAACUAGAGUUUUGUCCCAGGGGUACAAAAUUUAGAGUACUGAAUGACUUUGAAGUCCUUCAACAGCAUGGGAAUAAUUGAUCUCAGGACCUUGUUAGCAAGAAUAAUUUGUUAAAAUAGCAAGUGAACAGAUGUCAUGAUUCUUCUACUCUGGCCUCACCUCAGGUGAGCUCCUCCCUCAGCACCAUCUUGUUCCUUCCUCCACUCUCUAGAGCUUCACAGCAUCCUGGGGUCUCCAGUUAUGGGAUCCAGUGUCUCAAACUUCUUCCCUCCUUUCCAAAAUUGUCUUAAAAAGUUGUUUUGAGAGUAUAUUUAGUGUCACUCUCCCCAGGUAGAAAGAUGGCCAGUUUAGUUUGUUUUUCUGUAUACAUUACUUGGCCACUUGCCAGGAGUAUUUUCCUUACCUAUAAUUCCUAGCUAUCUGAUUUCUUUCAAGACUUAGCUCAGAUCCCACCUUCUGCAGGAGCCUGUCCUGUCCCCCCUGGUUGUGAAUGGCUUCCCUUUGAGAUUGUUUUUCAUCUGUCUACACCAGCGGUUCUUCACUUUUGUCAUAUCAUGGUAGUAUGGUGAAGUCUAUGGCCAUCUUCCCAAAAGAAUUGAAAAAUGCUAAAUUUUAGUUAGAGGUUAAUAAAAAUAAAGAGAUGGCCUUAUUUUGUGAUAGUAAAAUAAUUUUAUAAUAAUGAAAAUGAAGAUAAAAUUUUUCCUGUCCAUAUUCAUAGGUCCCCUGUUAUUGAUGGAUCCCUUGUUGGUUUUAACCUCAAGCUGAAAACUCCUUCACUGGGACAGCUAGGCAAUACAGUGUGUACAGAGUGCCAGGACUUUAGUAAAGAAGAGAUGGGUUCAAAUUUGACCUCAAACACUUUCUUAGCUGUAAGACCCUGGACAAGUCAUUUAACCCCAAAUGCCUAGCCCUUGCUGCUUUUCUGUCUUAGAACUGAUACUAAGAAAGAAGAUAAGGACUUUAACGGGGGUGGGGGAAACACCCUGUUCCUAGUCUAUUCUCUGUCUAUCUUGCAUGGACAUAUUAUUUACUUGUCUCUCCAUUAGAAUGUAGGUACCUUGAAGGCAGGGACAGUGAAUGCCUUUAUCUCUCCAGCAUUUAGCACUGUGCCCAGCAAUUUAAUUAGUGCUCAAUAAAUGCUUGGUGAUUGACUGUCUGAUUUAUUAUGACUGCUCUGUUCUGGAACCACAACAAUCCUGAUAAUAGGUGUGCUUUAGUCCAAAAAUGACCAUAUCAUAAUCAUCUGGUUCACAAAUGUGCACCUCUAGCAAAUUCAGUGGCUCCCUAUUGCCUUUAGGAACAAAACAAACUAGAAGCUCCUUGGCCUGACAUUUCCAUAGAGGCAAUAUGAUGUAGUGAACUGAGUGCUAUACUUGACGACAGGAAGACCUGGGUUUGAAUCCCACCUCUGGCAGCCUAUUUUUUUUUCAUUUCUCUUGACCUCCUCUUCCUCAUCUGCAGAAUGGAUUGAUUGGGCUGAAGGUUCUUCUGCAUUCAAGUCCUUCCUCAGACAAGUGCUAGCUAUGUAACUGAGCCUCAGUUUCUUCAUCUAUAAAAUGAGGAAGGUAAUAAUCUUCAAGGUCUCUUCCAGAACUAAAUCUAUAAUGUUCUAUUUACUAGCUCUAUGACCCUAAACACAUCAUUUAACCUCUUGGUCCAAGUUUCCUCAUCCAUGAAAUGGGAAUUAUAAUACUUAGAAAAAUAGACUUACAAGAUUGCCAUUGGGUUCUAAUUAGAUAACAUAUAGAAUGUGUCUAGUGAAGCUUAAAGUACCAGUUUUCAUUAGGUGAUUCCUAAGGUCCUUUCUAGUUCUAAAUCCUGUGAUCCCUUGUUCAUCCUGUUCCCUUUCUCCAGAAUAGGGAUGUGCUUACUCUAACUGCAUUUGAUAAUGACCUUGAAGUAGGUGAGUCUAUCCACUCAAAACCAGUGAGCUUAAAUCAACAAGUCCAUUCUCAUUCAGUUGCUGCCCAUGACCCAAAGGGAUCAAUCAAUCAUUCAAUCAAUCAAUAAGCAUUUAAUAAAAGCCUAGUAUGUGACAGGCAUUGGGCUAAGUACUAAGGAUGCCAAAAAAAAAAGACAAAAGACAGUCCCUGUCUUCAAGGAGCUUCCAUUCUGAUAAUAAGAUUGUAGCCAGGCUGUCCUGGCCAUGCCAUCUUGUUUUGAAGCACUGGUAGGUUCUUCUCUUACAUAGGACCCAAAUGUAAUCAUAUCUUCACAUCAAACCUUGGAGUCACUUUAUUUUCUUUUUUUAAAACCCUUACCUUCCAUCUUUGAAUUAAUACCACAUAUUGGUUCCAAGGCAGAAGAAUGGCAAGGGCUAGGCAAUUGGCAUUAAGUGACUUUGCCCAAAAUCACACAACUAGGGAGUGUCUGAGGCUUGAUUUUUCCGGCCUGACUCUCUAUCCAUUGAGCCACUUAAUUUCCUGGGGCAACUUUCCAUUCAUAACCAAGCCACCUUGAACAAAUGGGAGCCAUCUCUGUGCUAUAUUCUUUUAGGAGCAGUUGUGUCUUUUCUUCACUUAUUGCCUUUCUAGGAUGCCCUUUUUCCUUAGCUGUGCCUCUCAGAAAACUACCUGAGAUUUUUCACCUGGAACUCAUCUAUCUUCACUUUUCAUCACAAUCUCCUUGGCAGCAUGACAGCCACACUCCACCCAACGCCAAGACGCAUGUUGUUAGUAACAGGUAAACCAUAGAGAUUGUGCUUCAGAUAUAAGCUUCUGUGGGUGUUCCUAUAUCUGGUUUAUAGAAAGAGUAAGCAUUUAAGUGAUCUUUGUGUUGUCUUCAGUGCUGGUGUACCCAGGUUAGACCAGUCUAUCUUUGGAAAGAGUCCCAGUAAGAUAUGUGGAAGAAUGCAGAAGUGAGCCACAGAGACUUGGAAGGAAAGUCCCAUAAGCCUCUUCCACUUGGGAUGGAGAACGAUCGUGUCUUCAAUGACCUGUGGGGGAAGAACAACAUGCCUGUCGUCUUGAACAACCCAUAUUCAGAAAAGGAGCAGCCCCCAACCUCGGGAAGACAGUCACCAACCAAGAAUGGCAGCCCUACCAAAUGUCCUCGAUUUCUCAAAGUCAAGAACUGGGAAACAGAUGUGGUCCUCAAUGACACACUCCACCUCAAGAGCACCUUGAACACAGCUUGCACUGGGCAGAUCUGCAUGGGUUCCAUCAUGUUCCCCUCCCAACACAUACGGAAGCCUGAGGAUGUCCGGACUAAAGAGCAGCUCUUUCCCUUGGCCAAAGAGUUCAUUGAUCAAUACUACUCAUCUAUAAAGAGAUUCGGCUCCAAAGCCCACACUGAUAGACUGGAAGAAGUGAAUAAGGAGAUAGAAACCACCAGCACCUAUCAGCUGAAGGAUACCGAGCUGAUCUAUGGAGCCAAGCAUGCCUGGAGAAAUGCUUCUCGCUGUGUGGGCAGGAUCCAGUGGUCCAAGCUACAGGUGUUUGAUGCACGAGACUGUACCACAGCCCAUGGGAUGUUCAACUACAUCUGUAAUCAUGUCAAGUACGCCACGAACAAAGGGAACCUCAGGUCUGCCAUCACCAUCUUUCCCCAGCGGACAGAUGGCAAGCAUGACUUCAGAGUCUGGAACUCACAGCUCAUCAGAUACGCAGGCUAUAAGCAGCCUGAUGGCAGCAUCCUAGGAGACCCCGCCAACGUGGAGUUCACAGAUAUCUGCAUUCAGCAAGGUUGGAAGCCUCCAAGAGGACGUUUCGACGUCCUGCCGCUCCUGCUCCAGGCCAACGGCAAUGACCCAGAGCUGUUCCAGAUUCCUCCAGAGCUGGUUUUGGAAGUACCCAUCAGACAUCCCAAGUUCACCUGGUUCAAGGAACUGGGGCUCAAGUGGUACGGUCUGCCAGCUGUAUCCAGCAUGCUUCUGGAGAUUGGUGGCCUCGAGUUCAGCGCUUGCCCAUUCAGCGGCUGGUACAUGGGCACUGAGAUCGGUGUCCGUGAUUACUGUGACAACUCCCGCUAUAACAUUCUCGAGGAAGUGGCCAAAAAGAUGAAUUUGGAUAUGAGAAAGACUUCCUCCCUGUGGAAGGACCAAGCACUGGUGGAGAUCAACAUUGCUGUGCUCUACAGUUUCCAGAGUGACAAAGUGACAAUUGUUGACCACCAUUCAGCCACCGAGUCCUUCAUCAAGCACAUGGAGAACGAGUACCGCUGCCGAGGGGGAUGCCCGGCUGACUGGGUCUGGAUCGUUCCCCCCAUGUCUGGCAGCAUCACACCCGUCUUCCACCAGGAAAUGCUCAACUAUCGACUCACGCCAUCCUUCGAGUACCAGCCGGAUCCAUGGAACACUCAUGUCUGGAAGGGUACUAAUGGGACCCCCACAAAAAGGAGAGCCAUUGGCUUCAAGAAGUUGGCUGAAGCUGUCAAGUUCUCAGCCAAGCUGAUGGGUCAGGCCAUGGCCAAAAGAGUCAAAGCCACCAUUCUCUAUGCCACUGAGACAGGCAAAUCUCAAGCCUAUGCAAAGACCUUAUGUGAAAUCUUCAAACAUGCCUUCGAUGCUAAGGUCAUGUCCAUGGAAGAAUAUGACAUCGUACACCUGGAACAUGAGACGCUGGUCUUGGUGGUCACCAGCACCUUUGGCAAUGGAGACCCUCCAGAGAAUGGGGAGAAAUUUGGCUGUGCUUUGAUGGAAAUGAGGCACCCGAACUCCGUGCACGAGGAGAGGAAGUCCCCGGAACCCCUGCCUUUCUUUCCCCGUAAAGGACCACCACCUCCCUAUGACCCAACGGAAGUGUACAGCCUGGCUGCCAUCCGGGACAGUCAGGACAGGAGCUACAAGGUCCGUUUCAACAGCGUCUCCUCAUAUUCAGAUGCCCGAAAAUCUUCCAGCGAUGGACCAGACCUGAGAGACAACUUUGAGAGUGCUGGGCCCCUGGCCAAUGUGAGAUUCUCGGUGUUUGGUCUUGGCUCAAGGGCCUACCCCCACUUCUGUGCCUUUGGCCAUGCAGUGGACACCCUCUUAGAAGAACUCGGAGGGGAGCGCAUCCUGAAGAUGAGGGAAGGAGAUGAGCUCUGUGGCCAGGAAGAGGCCUUUAGGACCUGGGCCAAGAAAGUCUUCAAGGCAGCCUGUGAUGUGUUCUGCGUGGGGGAUGAUGUCAACAUUGAGAAAGCCAACAAUUCCCUCAUCAGUAAUGACCGAAGUUGGAAGAGAAACAAGUUCCGGCUGACCUACGUGGCUGAAGCUCCAGAGCUCACACUCGGCCUAUACAGCAUCCACAAAAAACGAGUGUCGGCUGCCCGGCUUCUCAGUCGCCAGAAUCUCCAGAGCCCUAAUUCCAGCCGAUCCACCAUCUUUGUUCGCCUGCACACCAACGGGAACCAGGAGUUGCAGUACCAGCCCGGGGACCAUCUGGGCGUGUUCCCUGGCAACCAUGAGGACAUGGUGAAUGCCCUGAUCGAUCGCCUGGAGGACGCCCCUCCUGCCAACCAGCUGGUGAAGGUGGAGCUUCUGGAGGAGAGGAGCACAGCUCUGGGCGUCAUCAGCAACUGGACGGAUGAGCGGCGCAUCCCGCCCUGCACCAUCUUCCAGGCCUUUAAGUACUACCUGGACAUCACGACGCCCCCCACGCCCCUGCAGCUGCAGCAGUUCGCCUCCCUGGCCACCAGCGAGAAGGAGAAGCAGCGGCUGCUGGUCCUCAGCAAGGGCUUACAGGAGUACGAGGAAUGGAAGUGGGGCAAGAAUCCCACCAUCGUGGAGGCCCUGGAGGAAUUCCCGUCCGUGCAGAUGCCGUCCACCCUCCUGCUGACCCAGCUGUCCCUGCUGCAGCCCCGCUACUACUCCAUCAGCUCGUCCCCAGACAUGUACCCUGACGAGGUGCACCUGACCGUGGCCGUCGUGUCCUACCGCACCGGAGAUGGGGAUGGCCCGAUCCACCAUGGCGUCUGCUCUUCCUGGCUCAACCGGAUCCAGCCGGAGGAGGUGGUGCCCUGCUUCGUUCGAGGCGCUCCCAGCUUCCACCUGCCCCGGGACCCCCAGGUGCCCUGUAUCCUGGUUGGCCCAGGCACGGGCAUCGCCCCUUUCCGGAGCUUCUGGCAGCAGCGGCUCUUCGAUAUCCAGCACAAAGGAAUGACUCCAUGUCACAUGAUCCUGGUCUUUGGAUGUCGGCAGUCCAAGAUUGACCACAUUUACAAAGAGGAAACCUUACAGGCCAAGAACAAGGGGGUCUUCAGAGAGCUGUACACAGCAUAUUCCCGAGAGCCAGACAAACCAAAGAAAUAUGUACAGGAUGCCUUACAGGAACAGCUGGCAGACACUGUGUACAGAGCCCUGAAGGAACAAGGGGGACACAUCUAUGUGUGUGGGGAUGUCACGAUGGCGGCCGAUGUCCUGAAAGCCAUCCAGCGCAUCAUGAUCCAGCAGGGCGGGCUCUCACCAGAGGAGGCUGGGGUUUUCAUUAGCAAACUGAGGGAUGACAACCGCUACCAUGAGGACAUAUUUGGGGUCACCCUGCGCACAUAUGAAGUGACCAACCGCCUUAGAUCUGAGUCCAUUGCCUUCAUUGAAGAGAGCAAGAAGGACACUGAUGAGGUGUUCAGCUCCUAACCAGAUCUCUUCUGCCCCAUUUGGAUGGAUGCCAGGCAGGGCUGUCGGCCCCCAGGCCUUCUCCAGGGGAAAGGCACUAGUUUGGGAAAGACAGAAGCUGCCGAGUCUUUCCUACAGGACUCCACAUGAAGCGCGCGCUCCCUCUUGUCCUGUUAUUGUGUCGAGGUUUUUUGUUUGUUUCUUUGGUUCUGUGGGGCUUCCCUUGGCCCUGUCCGUUUCCUCUUUGAACUUUUCUGCUGCAAUGCAAUGCUUCUUAUCCCCAGUGACUCUUACAAAAUGAUGUUUCUUCUCACCCUCUUUAUCUCUUCUCCCUCUCUAUGCCAAGGGCAUACCACAGCUGCAUGAAAUCACCAGAUCACUCCCGUUGGGCAUUUUCAUGUUGGCUUUCUGGGGUUUCGUUGGAGGGGCAGCAGGGACUGGGGAGGAGAGACUUGCUGUGGGUCUCUUCCUAUGGAAAGUCCCCAGCACUGAAGUCACACACCAUCCUUUUUAAAAGUUAUUGUCAUUUUUCGGUGUGCGGGUGCACGCACAUGUGUGUGUAUGUGUAUGUGUGAGGGGCAUGGGUCCUCAUCUGUUGUCCUCUUGCCUGUGCAAGCCUGUUGCCUGCAGACCUUUGGUGCAGAGAAACUGUUUCCCCCCUGGCACAUGUUGACUCUUUCUGUGUCCCCUCUCAGCAAGGCUGGCACUUUUUUGUAGGAACUACUUGGGAGCCCCUGAACUGUACAGCAUUUGGUGUUCAAGUGGUCAGGGUGGCUGUGAUGUCCGGGGAUGAUUCUGGGAUUGAAAUCAAUGUCUAAGCCUCUGAUGAACUGAUCCGUCUCAUGACUUCCCUGCACCAUGCUUUUAUCCCUCUGUCCUGUUCCCUGACAUAUCAUCCAGUUAGAUCCUUUAAGCCCUUUCCCAGGUCCUUUGGUCACACUGCUCCUCAUCCUGCUUCUGUCAAUAUUUGGCCUCAAGCAAGUCAUUUAACUUCCCUGGAUCUCAGAGGAUGGAAACUUGGAGGGAGGAAAGGAAGGAAGGCUAGAUAGAUUUAGGACAAUGCAUAACUUCUGAAUGGAAAAGGAUUAGACUAUUUGGCACCAGAAAAACAAUGGACAGAAGCAGCAAAGAGGUUGAUUUUGAGGUAGGGAAAACCUUUCCUGACAAUGUAUUCAGAGAUGGAAUGAGUUGGAGGGAGUGGAUCCUCCCUCACUAGAGGUCUUUCUUUAAGCAAAGGCCAGAGGACCUGUUGGGAUGAAUAUUGUAGAGGAGAUUCAGGGACAGGUUGAACCAGAUGGCUACUGAAGCACCUUGCAGCUCUAAGAUUCUGUGAUCUUGGAUGAGAUCCAUGGAUGGACCAUGUUCCCUUUCACAGUUUGACCCUUUAGAGGAGGGCUUCUCCACCUUUCUUGAAGACCUCUGACAGUCAGCUAAAACCUAUGGACCCCUUCUCAGAAUCAGAUUCUUAAAUACAAAAAAGAAUAUACAUGGGAUUAUAUACAGGAAGCCAAAUAUAUUGAAAUGCAGUUAUCGAAAUAUUUUUAAAGGCCAAAUUCAGGGAUUCUAUGGUUAAAAACCCCCUGCCUUAAAGACAUUAAUAAACCUAUUUGAUGCUUUUCACAGAAUUACCUUCUCUUGGACCAGAUUAAAGAAGUCCUUUCAAAGGACGUUUGCUUUCUUCCCUAGUGAAAAGCAGAUGAUCUUUCCUUAAUGUCACUGUCCUCCCCUUCCGAUGAGCAAGCCCACCCAGGGUGGAUGGUUGUCCUUCAUCUUCACUAAGACCUCUAGGGAAGAUGGCAUCACCCUGGUUCAUGUUAGUGUUCCAUCCUCCAGGAGUCAUCACAUUCUUCUUCAUGUCCAAUCAUAAUCUCAAAGCACUGGAGAGAGCUCUGAAUUUAGGAUUGAGAAGACCUGAAUUCUAAUUCUUCCUCAGACAUAUACCAACUGUGUCACAGCCUGUAAGUCUUUUAACUCUUUCAGACUCAGUUUCUUCACUUCUAAAAUGAAGGUAACAAUAGCACCUACUCCACGUCAUUUUAAAUUUAGACCAAAUAAGAAAAUCUCCACAAUGCACUUUGCCACUAUAAAAGCUAUGUAAGUAUCCGCAAUGAUUAUUAGCUGCCCUCUUCUCCUUUAAACUGGUUUCCUCUUAUUCAAUCAAAAGAAUGGUUCAGCAUCUUCCUUGUAAAAACUCCUUCAAUGAAUUGAAUAUGAUCAUUAAGUCUUCCCCUCAUCUUUUCCAAUUAAAACGACUCUGCCUCCUCUCCUGGCUCCUCCCAGGGUCUUUUUUUAGUCCUUAUGUUCCUUUUGAGUCAUGCUCCUAGGACAUCACUGCUUCCCAGGGGUUUAGGCUGAUGCCUCUGCCCUCUCUCUUCCCUCUCGCUCUGACACAGACUCUCCUCUCUGCUUCCUAUCCCCAACUAAACUUGGUGCCUUCAUGAAUGAAUAACCCCAUCUUUUCUGAGUAGAUAAACAUCAUGAGUAAGGAGGGCUGUGGAAGCAGCACUCAUUCUAAACUGGGACUCAGAGGCAGAAAAAUUCCACCGAAGAAAUCUCAGUUCUCAAAGAGACCAAUGAAGAAAUGUCUCAAAAAGGAAUGUUCUCCUCAUUCAUUCCCUGGCCCCUCACACAUGUUACUUUAGAGCCACCUGCCACUAGCCCCUAGGGGGGAGAUUAAUCAGGUGGGAGCCUCCAUGUCCAAGCACUCCUUAACCUUGAAGAAUCUUAAAGCAGUUUAUUGCUCAAACUAGAAUCCUUCCAUGGGUCAGAGGGUGACAAGAUUGUGAAUUAACAGCUGAAAAAGACCUCAUCCCUCCAAGAGGCAAAGCAGCAGGCCCCAGAGAGAAUGUGAACAGGGCCCCCAGGAGAUCUGACCCUUCGGCUGUAGAGUCCCAACUCUAAAGCUAGCACAGACAUUGGAGACCAGUUUCAUUUUACAGAUGAGAAAACUGAGGCAGGGAGAGUUUUAAGUGACUCUCCUGAGCUUAUCCAAAAUACGAACUCACAUCAUGCUCUUUCCAUUGUCCCCUGAUGCCUCUGAAACCCGGGGUGGAUCCCCAGCAGAAGGAAGAGACCAGCUCCCUUUGCCUCCCUAUCCCAGGAGAGACCAUGGACAAUAAUGGCCCCACCAAAGAUGGGCUGAGAUCUGUACUGCUGGAGGGUGGGUCCUCGCACAGAUGAAAGUGCUGCAGAGUAAGUGGGUAAAUGCUGCCCCUUGGUGGUGGCUCUCAGGAUGUCCAAAACAGAGAUUCACUUUGUGCUCUUAAAAUCUGGUUACUGGCAUCUGAGAACGGUCCUACCUGGGGACGUUUCUUCUUCUCCAACUUGUUAAUCAAUAAGGCUUAUUAACCCUAAAUAUCCUGUUGAUCCUGGGAGUGAAGGAGAGGACAAGAUCCUUCUUCCAUCCCCUACCCCAGCCCCAAAGGGUAAAGCCAGCAAUUCCAGGGUCUCUGAGUUGCUGAAUGGUCCCUUAGAAAAAGUUGCAUGAUGCCUCUGUGCAGACCAGGCCUCAGCAAGUUAAUGAGCUUGCUCUAAAUUACAGAGAAGAAAAGAAAGAAAUGGCUAUCUGAAGGGGGUGGAAACAUGAAAUACAUCAACUAGAGGUUUACAUCCUUCGUGCUUUUGUGUCCCCUCCCUGCCUCCCUCCCUCCCUUCUUCCAACAACCAGCCUCCUCGCUUGCAUGCCUUUUUACAACCUUGUGUACAGGGUUUAGGCCAAGAGCCCCAAGAAGUUGCUAGAUGGUAGCAGAAGAUAGGUUCUCUAGCCCAAACAGAGGCAAAAGGUACCUGAGCACAGGCAACAUUCCCCCUGGCUCCCUGGGUCAUUGUGAGCUUUCCAGGCUGAAUGUAAACCUGUCCAUUGAGCACAGAUGAAAACAUUUUGUGCCUCUGAUUGGCUCCUUAAUCAGUUCCUCUCAAGCCCUUACCUUCAUUUCCAUCCAUGUCACCCCAGCCUGCCUGCCUCUUCUUUUUGCCCCAUUGCCAUUUGAAUCCUUCUUUCUCUUUGCAUCAUUCUGAACCCACCAAUCAGGCCCAUCAGAGGGCCUGAGCUAUCUUCACUCUCUCCAGCCUACAGACAACCAAGUGAAACUACUGACCUGGAAUCCGAGUUGCUUGCUCACGUUCCCUGUCAUCCUCCUAUCUUUGAUAUACUUACUCUUCCCAUUUCCAAGUUCCUAUUGGUUUUAAGACUACAAAAGGCCAAAUGGCAGUGACACCCCAAAGAAGACAAGGCCAAAGGGACCCCUCGAGCAACACAGGACAUCAGGGAUGGUGCUCGUAGGACAUGGGCACAAGAAAAGACAAUAUGUCCAGGCUCUCUAACCUUCCUCCCUCUCCAAGGCCCUUUGAGCCACUGCAGAAUUUACCUUUGGUGACACGGUUGGGAUGACAAAGACAAUGGUUACAAGGCUGCCUGACCCCAAAAUGCCUCUGUAUCCAUAUCUUGAUCUUGGCAAAACAAUCUGAUCUUUUUUCCAAAAGUCCAAAUUGGGGACAAAGGAAGAUGGUGGAAAGGAGAGAAAACACAUUUCAAUUUAACCUCCGAGGUACUUCAAACCUGAAUCUUUAAACUCUCCUUUUUCCAUCUACCUGCAGAAAGCAAUCUGUCAGCCAGACUGCCUUUGUAGCCAGUCUAAUCUGACCUUCUGCCCCUCGCAGCCAGCUUGCUUGAACACUGGCUAGCAAGCGCCUUACACUCAGUUCCAUAGUUUGGAUCAAAUAGCUUCAUAGGAUCAUCUUACUGAGCUCUGUGAAUGCUUUCUGAAACUUUACAAUGGCCCGAGCAUUUCCUAUGAAAAAAAAAAACAACAACAACCUUCUCCCAGUUGUGAAAGGGAUAUCUCCCAAAUUCCAGAGUUUCUAGAGAAAGAAAGAUUCCUGGAAAGCAAGGUGGAUCUGAGGACUUUGGAGCCUGACAUUUCAGGCCAAAUUCCUUGGGUUCCUCCCCUAUUCAGCUCCAUCAUCCCAUCCCAUCUCUCCUGCAUGGUCGUGUUCUUUGUGUUGUCAUCAUCUAAACCACAUGACAAGCUGAGAAUGGACUCGGUGACUCAGGGGCAACCGUCUUGUCGGCUUCGGUCUUGAAGCAUGCUUGUCUGUCUCUGUUUCCUUCGGGGGAGUGGGGGAACUAGGAGGGGCAGGGUUGGGGCAGGAGUGGCUGUUGCAUUAACCAUGGGUUUUCCCCCUACCUCUGAGCUCUUGAUGCUGCUAAGUCUGUGCCGUGCAUACAACGUGCUCCAGCACCUCCCUCCAGGGCUGAGUCCUGUUCAGUCUGCGAGGCUCCAGGCCGUGUUCUCCGCAUGCACCUCUUCUUCUGGAUAGCUCCAAUCUUCUGGUUUUAUGGAAUUAAAAAAUAAAAAACUACUUAUGCCUGUUUGCAUUAUGAUUAAAAAUUAAAAAGUGGACCUGACAUCA